Canis lupus familiaris (dog) is the source of this 1545-nucleotide messenger RNA. It is a transcript of the gene DUSP22, whose product is annotated as dual specificity phosphatase 22. The record is from RefSeq and is a predicted model, not a curated record. The transcript is spliced from 7 exons. Bases 89 to 703 code for a protein of 204 amino acids. Gene Ontology annotation, molecular function: protein tyrosine/serine/threonine phosphatase activity. Gene Ontology annotation, cellular component: cytosol. Lineage: Eukaryota; Metazoa; Chordata; Mammalia; Carnivora; Canidae. Gene Ontology annotation, biological process: regulation of cell population proliferation; protein dephosphorylation; positive regulation of JNK cascade.
CACGAGCUCGCCCCGCCCCUCCCGGUGUAGUGGCCCCGGUGAGCCCGCGACCUCGUGCCCGGGGUGCUAGAGCUCGCGGCCGGCCGCCAUGGGCAAUGGGAUGAACAAGAUCCUGCCGGGCCUUUACAUCGGCAACUUCAAAGAUGCCAGAGAUGCAGAGCAAUUGAGCAAGAAUAAGGUGACACAUAUCCUGUCUGUCCACGACAGCGCCCGGCCGCUGCUGGAGGGAGUUAAAUACCUGUGCAUUCCAGCAGCGGAUUCACCAUCUCAGAACCUGACAAGACAUUUCAAAGAAAGUAUUAAGUUCAUUCACGAGUGCCGACUCCGGGGCGAGGGCUGCCUCGUACACUGCCUGGCCGGCGUCUCCAGGAGCGUGACCCUGGUGAUCGCGUACGUCAUGACCGUCACCGACCUUGGCUGGGAGGACGCCCUGCACACCGUGCGUGCGGGCAGGUCCUGUGCCAACCCCAACCUGGGCUUCCAGAGACAACUCCAGGAAUUUGAGAAGCAUGAAGUCCACCAGUUCCGGCAGUGGCUGAAGGAAGAAUACGGAGAGAGCCCCUUGCGGGAUGUCGAGGAAGCCAGAAGCAUUCUGCGGAAAUACAAGGAGCAGGGGCGGCUGGAGCCCCGGGCCGGCGCGCGGCGGUGGGGCCUGCAGAGCCCGCGCCCCCAGGCCCACGGCAGCCCCGCGACCGAUGCCUAGGGCCCAGCCCUGCACCCCCAGGCCCAUGGCAGCCCCGCGACCGUCACCCAGAGCCCAGCCCUGCACCCCCAGGCCCAUGGCAGCCCCGCGACCGUCACCCAGAGCCCAGCCCUGCACCCUCAGGCCCACGGCAGCCCUGCGACCGAUGCCCAUAGCCUAGCCCUGCACCCCCAGGCCCAUGGCAGCCCCACGACUGUCACCCAGGGCCCAGCCCCACACCCCCAGGCCUACGCAGCCCAUGACCAUGACCCAGAGCCCAGCCCCACACCCCCAGGCCCCAGCCUGCUCCUGCCCUGCCUGGGCCCCACCCCCGUGCACUCCCCAUGCACCUGUGCCCGUGGGAGCCCCGAGUGUGCCCGUUGCUGGAGCAGUCACCACGUCCGCGCUGCCGGGCUCGGGCUCCCCUCCUCUCCCACCAGCCAGGACCCCGUAGUCCAGGGCUGUGCAGCCGGGGCAGCCUGUGACCGGGAGGGGACAGGCCGCAGAGCGUCGGUGGUGCAGCUGGUCCGGGUGCCCGAUGUGGCGCGGAGCUCCGAGCAUCGCCCCAACCGCGGGCGGGUGUCUGGGCUCCGCUGCCUCGAGCAGGCCCCCGGGGUGCCCCAGUGCCCGGCCUGUACCCGGGGUCGCUCUCGGGCCUUGCGGCGCCGGGGGCCUCAGGCGGCACUUGCACGCACCCCAGGGCGCGGGAGGACGCGCACUCCUUAGGCACUGGGUCAGGUCUGCAUUGGAAACACGUUUUAAAAUGCCUGUGCAUCUAGUAAGCACCUCUGUGUACGCUGUGGACCGGGCGUUUGACCUCAGCUACCUCAUUAAAUGUCUGAAAAGCUGUCUCACUCCCGUGA